Molecule: messenger RNA, 1369 nt
Organism: Vespula vulgaris
Lineage: Eukaryota; Metazoa; Arthropoda; Insecta; Hymenoptera; Vespidae
Product: U5 small nuclear ribonucleoprotein 40 kDa protein
Exons: 6
Coding region: 116-1165 (349 amino acids)
Cellular component (GO): catalytic step 2 spliceosome
Molecular function (GO): protein binding; RNA binding
Source: RefSeq, a predicted model, not a curated record
AACUUUACACAAGUGUUGAAAGAUAUUCGACAAGAGUACUAUUGAGCUACACAACCGAAGCUUCGACAAAACUAACCUAUCUAAUCGUUACAAAAAAGACGCAUAAAACAUCAAAAUGCCUAUUUUGGAUAAGCGAAAAGGAGACGAUAUCUUAGCAUUAGUUCCUGCUUCAAAAAGAACCAAAAAUGAAGUCGUCUUCAGCAGCAGAGAAAAAGCAGUGGUUCAAAGCGGACCACCACGAACAUCAUCGUUAAUGGCUCCUAUCAUGCUCCUGGAAGGACAUCAAGGCGAUGUUUUUUCGCUUGAAUUUCAUCCAGAGGGCCAAUAUCUUGCAUCUACUGGAUUUGAUCGACAAAUCUUUAUUUGGAAUGUCUAUGGGGAAUGUGAAAAUAUCUCUACAAUGACUGGUCAUAGUGGAGCUGUAAUGGAAUUACAUUUUAGUCCAGAUGGAAGUAACUUGUAUACAGCUAGUACAGAUAUGACCUUAGGUUUAUGGGAUAUAGUAGUAGGCACAAGAAUCAAAAAAUUAAAAGGACAUACCUCUUUUGUUAAUUCUAUAGCUGGAGCUAGAAGAGGACCUACACAAUUAUGUUCAGGUAGCGAUGAUAGCACAAUACGUGUUUGGGAUCCAAGAAAAAGAGGACAAUGUUAUACGUUGAAUAAUACAUAUCAGGUAACUUCAGUAACAUUUAAUGACACGGCAGAACAAGUAAUAAGCGGUGGCAUUGACAAUGAUAUUAAAGUAUGGGAUUUGAGAAAAAAUUCAAUCCUUUACAAAUUAAAAGGACACUCCGAAACUAUUACUGGAUUAAGUCUUAGUCCUGAUGGUUCAUAUAUUCUAUCAAAUGCCAUGGAUAAUACUUUAAGAAUAUGGGAUGUAAGACCUUUUGCUCCAUACGAACGUUGCGUGAAAAUCCUGUCUGGUCAUCAACAUAAUUUCGAAAAAAAUCUUCAAAGAUGCGCAUGGUCUCCAGAUGGUAGUAAAGUAUCAGCCGGUUCAUCAGACAGAUUUCAAUAUAUUUGGGAUACCACUAGUCGUAGAAUAUUAUAUAAAUUACCUGGACAUAAUGGCUCUGUAAAUGACGUUGAUUUUCAUCCAAAGGAACCAAUAGUGUGCUCUGGAUCAAGUGACAAACAAAUAUAUAUAGGAGAAAUCGAAACAUAAUCAAUACUUUAUAAAUUAUACUUUUGUAUAUACAAACGAGUACUACAAUUUGUCUUUUAUUGAAAAAAAUGAACGUAAAUUAGUCAUCAUCACGAAUAAUAUACAUAUUCGUCCGUCGAUAAUAUUAUUCUCUUGUUUAUCAUCAGCGCAAAAAUUUUAAUCGAACGAAUGUACUGACAUCUAUAAACGUAAUUCUCUACCAUA